AGGCCGGCUUCGUGCGCACAGAACGCGAAGACUACCUCGUGGAGCCGCUGGAGCCACCGCGGGGACACGGCCCGCAGCCUCAUCUCGUUUACAAGCGCUCCGUCACCUCGGGAAAUGUCGGUGCUUUUCCCGACGAGUGGCUGUCACGUGCUCAAGACGGACAGCACUCCUCGCCGUUCUGCACCACCAGUGGAGCUGCGUUGCCCGCCCACAGAGGGUCCCGCGCUGGGCCUCGGGAGCACCAUCGACGUCGACGUCGUCGCUCGGUGAGCCUGGAGCGUAACGUGGAGACGCUGCUGGUGGCCGACCGCACCAUGGUGGAGUACUACUCCAACGAGACCUACAGACCUACCUGCUCACCGUGCUCAACAUGGUGUCCACGCUGUUCCAUGACGCAAGCAUAGGCAACGCCAUCAACGUGGUACUGGUCCGCAUGAUUCUCCUAGAGCCAGAAGCUGCCCAGGAAGAACCGUUGCCGUCGUCCGAGGAGCUGGACCAGUUGCGAGUGGACGAGUCGGCGGACGGGACGCUGAAAAGCUUCUGCCGUUGGCAGCGGUUCGUCAACCCGUCGGACGAGAGCCAUCCUAACCACCACGACUUGGCCAUACUCGUCACAAGGUUCAACAUGUGCGCUCCAGGUCUGGAGCUGUGCUCGACGUUAGGCCUGGCCGAGGUGGCCGGCAUGUGCCAACCGCAGCGCAGCUGCAACGUCAACCAGGACUCCGGGCUCACGCUCGCCUACACCAUCGCGCACGAGAUCGGACACAACUUCGGCAUGAGCCACGACGGACCUCACAACGGGUGCCAGGCGCCGGCGGGACUCCGGCAGCACGUGAUGGCGCCCCAUCUCAGCUCGGACCCGUCGCCCUUAGUGUGGUCAAACUGCAGCCGAGAAGAGAUCACACGUUUCCUCGACCGAGACUGGGGCAGCUGCCUAGACGACGAGCCGCGGGCUCACCAGUUCACCUUUCCUUUGCUGCCACCGGGUGCCAUGUACGACGCCGACCACCAGUGCCGGCUGCAGUACGGACCGGCCGCCCAACACUGCGACGGCAUCGAGGAAGUGUGCCGGACGCUGUGGUGCCGCCUGGACAACAAGUGCGUCACCAAGAUGGAGCCCGCUGCACAGGGAACCGUCUGCGACAAGAACAAGUGGUGCUACCUGGGCGAGUGUACCGAGAUGGGCGAGCGUCCGGAGGCCAUCGAUGGCCACUGGGGUCCCUGGUCCAACUGGUCCGAGUGCUCGCGCAGCUGUGGUGGAGGCGUCAUGGUCUCCGAAAGACACUGCGACCACCCGAGGCCAGCCUAUGGUGGACGCUACUGUAUCGGAGAGAGGAAACGUUACAGGAUGUGCAACACUCAGAGCUGCGCUGAGGACGCACCCAGCUUUCGUGCCGUGCAGUGCAGCCACUUUAACAACGUCUCCUACCAAGGAGAAUUGUUCAACUGGUCUCCCGUGUCUGCUCCCGCAACCCCGUGCCAGCUGCACUGCAAGCCGGACGGCAAGUUCUACUCGCGUGUGCUCAAGGAGUCGGUGACCGACGGCACGCCGUGCAGUCCCGGGUCGCGGGAUGUUUGUAUCAACGGAAAAUGCAGGCGCGUGUCCUGUGAUUGGGGAAUCGAGACGAGCGCCCGGGAGGACCGCUGCGGCAUCUGCCACGGCGAUGGCACGCGCUGCAUUACCGUCCACAAGGAAUUCAACCAGAAGGAAGGCAUCGGCUACACGGAGGUGGGUCGGGUGCCCAAGGGCGCUCGCAACAUCCGCGUCGAGGAGCUGGGUGCGUCGGGCAACUACCUGGCCGUCCAGGGCGCGGCCGACGGCGAGUUCUUCCUCAACGGUGACUGGCUCGUCCAGUGGAGCGGCGAGUACGCGGCCGCCGGCACCACGCUCUUCUACCAGCGGCAGGGCGAGAGGGACACGCUCCACGCACCGGGACCCACCAAGCAGGAGUUGGUGCUCUACCUUCUGUUCCAGUCCGAGAACCCGGGUCUCAAGUACGAGUACACGGUGCCCGAGUUGAACGCAAGCCGUCGGCCCGAGUUCCACUGGCGCUGGUCGGACUGGAGCCCGUGCACGGUGACGUGCGGCGGCGGCUCGCAGGAGUCUCAGCCGCGCUGCUUCGAGAAGGAGGCCGGUCUCGUCGAGGACACCCACUGCGACCCGGCGUCGAGGCCCGCAACGCGCCGGAGACCCUGUUCGCGGCAGCCGUGUCCGGCGCGCUGGUGGACAGGGCCGUGGCAGCCGUGCUCGGCCACCUGCGGCGGAGUGCGACGUCACACCGUGCUGUGCGUGCGCUCGCGCGGCAAGGCCGACCAGCUGGCGCUGCGCCAGGAGGCCUGCGACCCGACGACCAAGCCGAACGACACCGAGCCGUGCCCCGACGACCCCCGGUGCCCCGGCGCGGUCGCGGUGCGAAACGGGACGGCCGUGACUGCCCUGCCAUCGCCGGAGUUGUGUGGACCGGAGAGGCCCGACUUAUGCGCGACCACGGAGACGACCGUUGUUGCGACCGCCGCGCCUUGCAGUAGCGGCGGCGACGCCGCUAACAGCAGUAACGACGGCGGCUGCGACUCGAGGUCGAGCGACGUCCCUCCGCGUCCCACCGCGAGCGUGGUGGACAUUCAGUCCAACACCGUGCUCGACAUACCUCUGGGAGACGCGCCGGGCGACUUUUGGAACCUGUCAGGCAUAUCGGGCCUGCCCCAGAUCCUGGACCUUCCGGUGCCUCGCAAGGUUGUGGUCCUGGAGGACGCGCGCUACGCCUGGCGCGCUUCUAAGUGGUCCAAGUGCUCUCGCGUGUGCGGAGGCGGGGAGCGGCACCGGAGAGUCAAGUGUGUGGACAAGGUGACGCAGAAGGAGGUUCCCCAGAAGUCCUGCUACCUCCACACUCAGCACCUAAAGCCCCCGGAAAAGUCCACGUGCAACAUCGACCCGUGCAUGCAGUGGCAAACUUCGGAAUGGUCGAGGUGUUCAGUGAAGUGCGGGCCGGGCACUCGACAACGCGAAGUGAGCUGUCCGCUGCGCGACCGGUGCGACCCGGCGCGAAGACCUUCCAACUCGAGCGCCUGCAACCGGGGUCCGUGCCACGACUCAACACCCGGUUCCUCGACGCGACUGGUACCAUGAUAGCGAUCGACGGCGUACGGACCCCCCGUGCCGGGACUUUUCUGUGACCCGUUUGUCCCACCUUCGCCUUCGGGCGUUCGCCCCCCACCACGGGCCGUUGCGUCGCCACCACCACCCGUGUGAUUUCGUGUUUUUUCAAGUUGAUCAGUCGGAUUGUUGUGGAAAGCCGUCCGCGCGCCGCCGUUGGUACUAAGCGCCAGCGUGUUGACACCAGAUGCGUACACUGUGGCGUUUCUCCCUCUACUUUCUCCAGUAGCGCACCGAUUUCCCCGUGUCUUUUAUAGAUACUAUAACAUUACACAAACCAAGUGUGUGCAGGCUCCUUUUGCAAUGAGUGAGUCCGUACGGUGAGUUUCCAAGGGGUCAUGAACCCUUUGUAAGUAUACAAUGACCGUUCUUCCUUCAGGCUCCCCCCUUGUACAAUUUAAUCAGAAAGAUUACGUGUCUCAAAUGCGUCACAGCGCACAUUAUAGUGCUCACCAAGCCCCCCC
Messenger RNA from Rhipicephalus sanguineus (brown dog tick), 3618 nucleotides. RefSeq names its product A disintegrin and metalloproteinase with thrombospondin motifs 7-like. Gene Ontology annotation, cellular component: extracellular matrix. The record is from RefSeq and is a predicted model, not a curated record. NCBI's taxonomy places the organism in Eukaryota, Metazoa, Arthropoda, Arachnida, Ixodida, Ixodidae. Gene Ontology annotation, biological process: extracellular matrix organization; proteolysis. Gene Ontology annotation, molecular function: metalloendopeptidase activity.